Molecule: messenger RNA, 2251 nt
Organism: Anarrhichthys ocellatus (wolf-eel)
Lineage: Eukaryota; Metazoa; Chordata; Actinopteri; Perciformes; Anarhichadidae
Product: rab9 effector protein with kelch motifs
Exons: 13
Coding region: 71-1873 (600 amino acids)
Molecular function (GO): protein binding
Source: RefSeq, a predicted model, not a curated record
UUCUCGACGGCCUCGAGCUCGAAUCAGCCAAUCAGAAGUGAUUACCGGAGCUCCAGGUUGCACCAAAGUAAUGCCAGCUGCUGCUCGUGCAUUGAACUUUUUGAAGGCGACCUGGAAAGACAUGGGGAGGUUGAAUUUUUAUGUCCUUUGGUCCCUGCGUGACGCCCCCCGCCAGUUCAUCAGGAAAUCCAACAGAAGUUGCUUUCAAGUGCACAUCCCACUGCCUCUUCCCAAACACCUGGUCAUCUUUGGUCUCGGAGAAUGGAAAUGCAGCGAGACUACAAUCUCAGUAGAUGUCCUGGUCAGUGCAGAAGUACCGGCACAGAAAAUAGGGACUCUCUCGGCUCAAGCAAGGUGCUUGACCUGGGAGGGUGACUGGAGCGCUGACAUUGUCACGGUGGCAGCGGAGAGAGGCAGGAGAGGAGUUUAUGGCAAGAUUAUUCUCACCAUGUGUGGAGAGACUUGUGACCAGCCGCUAGAUGAAGCCAGUGUCUUCAGCAGCACACCUCUGGUUCAAAGGAAAUGUCUGUUCCAAGAACAGCAGGAUGCCACUGAUCUGUCUAGCACGAUACUCCAAAGCGCUGGGAAUGAAACGAUAACCCUCAACUCCUCACACUUGGCCGACAGUGUUUGCUAUGCUGACGUUCAAGUGAAUACAAUUGACACCAGCGAUUCCACUGUGAGAAGUAAACCCCCAGUUUGGCCGACGGAUAAGACACCCAGACGGACUGUUAUUAGUAAGAGAGGCCGCCUGACAUGGAGCACUGAGGACAUGGACAGUCUCACACAGGACACAGACCAGGCUUCCACCGCCAAGAAAAUGAGGCUGUCCAGAAUGAACAGCAAAGAGGAGCUGACUGUGCAGAUAAAGAAUGAGAACAGAGUUUCAGUGUCUCCAUCAAAGCGCUGGAGCCAUACGAUGUGUCUGAGUGACCCUGACACCGCCAUCCUCAUUGGAGGGGAGAGUGCGGAUCAAAACUACUGCGAGGACUCUCUGUGGAAGCUCGAGUUGGACAAUGACUUCUGGUUCCCCAUGACCUCCUCUGUCUCUGGACCCGUACCACCGUGUGCCCGAGGACACUCUGCGACCUAUGACCCGAACUCUAAGGCGGUCUUUGUGUACGGCGGCCUGAGGGAGGGUCAGCGCUACAGCGAGCUGUACAUCCUAAAUACCCUGACCUGGAAGUGGAAGCUUGUUACUGCGAAAGGGAAUGUCCCACAUUUGGCAUAUCAUUCUGCUGCCUUUUAUAAGAAAGAGCUCUUUGUCUUCGGUGGAGUUCAGCCAAGUCAUUCCGUGUUGGAUAAAUCCUGCAGCAAUGCUCUGUACAUCUUUAACCCAGAGUUUGAGCUCUGGUACCAGCCCAUUGUGGAGGGGGACAGACCUCUGCCUCGGUUUGGACACUCAGCCACACUGAUGUCACAGAAGUUGAUAAUAUUUGGUGGACGCAAGACAGCUACCUACCUUAAUGACCUCCAUGUUCUGGAUCUGGGAUUCAUGGAAUACACAGCUGUGAAGUGUGGCAACAUGCCACCCCUGCCUCGAGGGUUUCAUGCAGCUCUACCAGUUUCAAACAACCGGAUUUUAGUCAGUGGAGGUUGCAGUGCAAUUGGAGCCCUGCAGGAUGUACAUAUUUUCAACACUGACACAAACAUGUGGAGCCCAGUGGUGUCUCCUGUGCUUUGCUCAAAGCCUCGUGCCGGACACAGCAUGAUAAACUCGGGCUGCUCCAUCCUGACGGAUGCAGAGAAGCAUGAACGGGGUGACGAUGUCAGUGUCCUCUGCACGUUGCUGGUGUUUGGUGGAUCAGACUGCUCCGGUACCUUCUACAACGACACGGUCAAGUGCACAGUGGAGAUUCCUGGUGACAAGUGAUUGGGGGGGGGGGGAAUUCAUUCAGGACAAUUGUUUUUACCAUUUAUUUUUUAAUGGUGGAGUCUGUGAUCUGCCUGACAAAUAACUGUAAAAGUCUUGUUUUGUUUUUAAUGUUUUAUAAUUGUUGCAUGAUGUAAUCUGCAUCUUAGACAUUUAUGGUUGUCGUCUUUUAUUCCUCGUAUGAGUCUUUUAAAUAAUCAUACUUCCUCCACACUGGUAAUGGUGAGCUCAGAGGUUUUGCACUUUGCAUAACAAAUCUCUGAUCUGCAUGUUGUACGCAUUACUAUAUGUCCCCUUCCUUUGUCCCCACAUGUCGGUAUGUAUUUGAGGGUAAAGUAAAAAUGUAUGUCAAAAAGCCAAUAAAUAUUUUUAAAUGAA